Trametes versicolor FP-101664 SS1 is the source of this 714-nucleotide messenger RNA. RefSeq lists its product as uncharacterized. NCBI's taxonomy places the organism in Eukaryota, Fungi, Basidiomycota, Agaricomycetes, Polyporales, Polyporaceae. The record is from RefSeq and is a predicted model, not a curated record. The transcript has a single exon. The annotation marks the transcript as partial.
AUGGACGACCACCGUUCCCCGAGUCCGUCGGUUGCCACAGACUUCAGCCUAGGCUCUCGGUCAGGCCGGUCUGCGCUGACAGUCCUGGACAUGCCAGUUGAAGGAUCACGCCGAGCCCCAAAGCACUUCAAGGGCGAAGCUUCCGAUGUUGAGCCUUUUCUACGGAAGUAUGAGAGGCUGGCGAUCACACACAACCUCACGGAGAGAGAGAAAUGCGACACCAUUCUGGACUACUGUGGACGAGUAGUCAGGGAGACCAUUGAAGGAUUCCCGUCCUUUCAGCAGGGCACAUGGGAACAGCUCAAGGAGGACAUCCGUGUCUAUUGGAAUGCAGACCUCGAGUCCAAGCGAUUCCGGAUCAAGGACCUUCAGCGCUUCAUCAGCAAGUCCAAGGAAGAAUCAAUCCUAGAGCUACGGGAUUGGCGGCAGUACCUGCGCAACUUUGUCCGCAUCGCGGGCUGGCUCAAGGGAAAGAAGAAGAUCUCAGAAGGAGAGUAUGCCUACUAUCUCUGGAUGGGUCUUCACCGCACCUUCCGCAAGCGACUGGAAGCCCGGAUUCUGCUUGAGGAUCCAGAGCACGACAUGUCUACGCCCUUCACGCCCAAGGCUAUUGAGAAGGCAGCAAAAGCCCUUCUUAGUGUUGACCGGUUCGACACGGAGCGACUGGGCUCUGACAACACCUACCUUGACCAAUCAGAUGAUGAAGAUGAUGAC